This is a messenger RNA of Cadophora gregata, 1776 nucleotides long. RefSeq lists its product as uncharacterized. Gene Ontology annotation, cellular component: cytosol. NCBI's taxonomy places the organism in Eukaryota, Fungi, Ascomycota, Leotiomycetes, Helotiales, Ploettnerulaceae. The transcript is spliced from 2 exons. Gene Ontology annotation, molecular function: glycerone kinase activity; ATP binding. The record is from RefSeq and is a predicted model, not a curated record. Gene Ontology annotation, biological process: glycerol catabolic process. Bases 1 to 1776 code for a protein of 591 amino acids.
AUGUCUGCCAAGCACUUCAUCAACGAUCCAACUCACCUAGUGAACACAGCUCUCCACGCUCUUACACUCACGAAUCCUUCUAUUGCCCUCGAUGCUGAAAACAAAAUCAUAUAUCGUCGUCCCGGCCAUGCUCCACAGGUUUCUAUAAUUUCAGGUGGAGGCAGUGGCCAUGAGCCAAGUUUUGGAGGCUUCGUUGGAGAGGGACUGCUAUCUGCUGGUGUUGCGGGCACGAUCUUUGCGUCGCCCAGUGCAGAGCAGAUUAGGAAAGCUAUUAUGUCAAGAGUAGAUGGAGAGAAAGGCAUCUUGGUUACGGUUAUGAACUACACGGGAGAUGUCCUUAACUUUGGAAUGGGAGUUGAAAAGGCCAAAGCUGCAGGAUUGAACGUAAAGAUGUUGGUCGUUGGAGAUGAUGUCGGUGUUGGACGAGCUGCUGCUGGAAAGGUCGGCAGGCGAGGUAUUGCUGGCACGGUUCUUGUCCACAAGAUCUCUGGUGCUCUGGCUGCGAGAGGUGCAAGUCUGGAGGAUGUCUACAAAGUCGCGAAGUUGACUUCGGACAAUCUCGUCAGUGUUGGAGCUAGCUUGGAUCAUGUCCAUGUGCCCGGAAGAGCAGCUCCAGACCCCAACUCGAAGGAGAAUUUGGCAGCCGAAGAAGUUGAGAUUGGAAUGGGAAUCCACAAUGAAGCUGGAAGCGAGAGAGCUAAAGUCGAUCUUCCUGAACUGGUCAAGAGGAUGCUGGCGCAGAUGUUGGACUCAAAAGAUAAGGACCGGGCGUUCCUCAAUGUCAAUUCUAACGAGAUCGUUUUACUGAUCAACAACCUCGGAAGUGUCAGUGUGCUCGAGUUGGGAGGCAUUACUGCUGAAGUUGUUGGUCAAUUAGAGAAGUCAUACAACAUCAAACCUGUUCGUAUCCUAGCCGGAACUUACAUGACGAGUCUGAAUGGUCUGGGGUUCAGUAUAUCUAUCUUGAAUGUUGUCAACACAGAUAUUGGCGGACCAAGCAUGCUUCAAUUGCUUGAUGCUCCUUGCGAAGCUGCGGGAUGGACGGCGCCUAUCCGAAAGGAAACUUGGGAAGCGAAGUCGACACAGACAAGAGAAGGUGCUGAUGCUAAAGCGGAAGAAUCCAAGCCUAGUGGACUCAGGCUCGAUCCGGAGACGACGAAGACAACUCUCACUGCAGGUCUUAACAGAUUGAUUUCCGCUGAGCCUGAUGUAACGAAAUACGAUACUGUCGUUGGAGAUGGCGAUUGUGGCAUUGGAUUGAAGCGUGGUGCGGAAGCCGUCCUGAAGCUAAUCUCCAGCAACAAACUAUCUGGCGAUCCCGUUCUAGACCUCUCAAAAAUUGUCCAAGUCGUCGAGACAAACAUGGACGGCACUUCAGGAGCCCUCUAUGCCAUCUUCCUCAACUCUCUCGUCCACGCCCUCCGACAACAAGGCUCCGGCACCGCCAACGAAAAAGUCUGGGCUACAGCCCUGCAAGACGCCUCGAAGUCCCUUGGGACAUACACCCCGGCUCAACCGGGUGACAGGACCCUCGUCGAUGCACUGCAUCCGUUCAUUGAGACACUUGCUUCGUCUGGGGAUCUGAAGAAGGCAGCCGAGGCUUCAAGGAAGGGUGCGGAGGGUACCAAGGGUAUGAAGGCUAGUCUUGGACGUACUGUGUAUAUUGGUGGAUCGGGUUUCGAGCAGGUUCCUGAUCCGGGAGCUUGGGGCUUGAGUGAGUUCUUCCUUGGGCUUGCGGGCAUUAAGGGUGGUGAGGAGGGUUAUGAGAUGGUUUGA